Messenger RNA from Loa loa (African eye worm), 927 nucleotides. RefSeq lists its product as hypothetical. Bases 1 to 927 code for a protein of 308 amino acids. NCBI's taxonomy places the organism in Eukaryota, Metazoa, Nematoda, Chromadorea, Rhabditida, Onchocercidae. Gene Ontology annotation, biological process: protein dephosphorylation. The transcript has 7 exons. The record is from RefSeq and is a predicted model, not a curated record. Gene Ontology annotation, molecular function: protein tyrosine phosphatase activity.
AUGGCUAGUCGACCCAGCACAGGUCAAAGGAAAAGCGCUUUGCAGAAGGACAGUACAACAGAAGCUGGUGAGAAGCCUGCUGAUUUUGUAGCUUUAAUUGCUAAGCAAAGUUUGCCAAGAAGCCGCCAUAUGCAUUUUGAGCGUCUUGUUGCAUCAACCGCAAUUAAUAGUUCAAAUACGGCAACAUUCCUUGCUCAAGUUAACAAAAACCGUGUUCCGGUUCCUUUAUUUGAGAAGAAGCGUGUAAAAUUGAGCACAAAAGCAACUGAAGAUACUGACUAUUUACCUGCAACGUAUGCAAGUUUUAAUCGUGAAGAUUAUAUUAUCAUCCAAGCGCCAACUAAAGAAACUGUAGUUGAUUUUUGGCGAAUGGUCUGGCAGGAUGGCUGUAAAUUGAUCGUUUGUGUUGUGGAGAAAUCUCAGAUGACGAUGCAGAAUGACACAGAAAAGUGCUAUCAGUACUGGCCAACAAAACCGGAUGCAAAGAUGGAGAUUGGUGUAAUAAUAUUUCAUAUAACUAACUGGUCAAAUGGUAUAUGGCCAGAUCUGGACCAACUGGGACCAUUUAUUAAAACACUCACAAGUAAGGAGAUACAAAUCAUUAAACGAGCAGCCGAUGAUUACAUUCCACCAGUUGUGCUUCAAGGUUUUGCUGGCCUAAACAGAACAUGUGUUGUAUGGGUAGCAACCAUAUUGAUGAAGCAGAUUGAACGUCGUGAAUGCUUCGACGUGGAAUAUUUGGCGAGGCAUUUGGUGCGCAUUCGACCGGGGGCAUUUUCCGAUCCAAUGUCAUUUUUUGUCCUCUUCGGACUUGCUUUUCGUAUUGCUUCAUUGGGUGGUUGGAGUGCUUAUGAGGAUACAAAGGAUCGCAUUAAAGAAAUAAAAGCAAGCGCAUUGGUGACAGUGAAAGCAAGGGAAAAGCAAUAA